Colletotrichum karsti is the source of this 1827-nucleotide messenger RNA. Its product is annotated as heterokaryon incompatibility protein. Lineage: Eukaryota; Fungi; Ascomycota; Sordariomycetes; Glomerellales; Glomerellaceae. The coding region runs from base 1 to 1827 and encodes 608 amino acids. The transcript has a single exon. The record is from RefSeq and is a predicted model, not a curated record.
AUGACCAACGGUCUCGCUGGAGACACGUCUUCCCCGUUGAGUUUGCAGCGUGUUCGUAGCUGGGUCAUGGACUGCGAAUCGAACCAUCAGCAAUGUGGCCGAGGCGUCGACAUGAAUUUGCCAACACGACUCAUCGACGUCACCGAAAUUUUUCGGGGAGAUGCAGAGGGCGUGCGACUUGCGGAAACUCAGGGGAAUACGGGAACCUACAUGUGCCUCAGUCAUUGCUGGGGAAAGAUCCUCAUCAAAUCCAAGACGGAAAAUGCUUCUCUCCGGGAGAGACUGGAUUUCAUCCCUUGGUCACUACUGCCCCCGAGCUUUCAACAGGCAAUCGAAGUCACACGAAAACUCGGCAUUCGAUAUCUUUGGAUCGACUCACUAUGCAUCAUCCAAGACGACGCCGACGACUGGGAGAGAGAAGCUGCACAGAUGGUCAACGUCUACCGCAAUGCUUAUGCCACCAUAGCCAUCAGCUGGUCUCACGAUUCCCAAGGCGGAUGCUACUCGAAGACGAUCCCGCCAGUAUACUCCAAAAUAACGACUGAAGAGGGCGAUGAAUUCACGAUCGCACUCGCACUAGGUGCCAAGCGAGACGACCUAUCGGAAUAUGAACGGGUGCAGGAAUACUUCCCACUCUUCAACAGGGCUUGGUGUCUCCAAGAGCGUCUGCUCUCCCGCCGCAUCAUUCAUUUCAACUUUGGAGAGCUUGCGUUUGACUGUGGGAAGGGCUACUCUUGCGAAUGUGGAGGAAAGCAGCAUUACAACUGGCACAAUGUGGUCGAUCUCUCCGGAACAUACACACCUCUGCGCUCGCGGUCCAAGUACCUCGCCCUACUCAACAACUCGACGACUGUGUCAUCGAAUGCCAUCAUGACCGAUCAGGGAAAGCUUGAUCCCUACGUGAGAUGGCAUCGCCUCGUGAGCGAGUAUACCUGCCUCAAUCUCACUGUCACGACGGACAUGCUCCCCGCAUUCUCGGGACUCGCACACGAGAUGGCGGAGAUCACGGGAGAUACGUACCUCGCGGGACUCUGGAAGAAUAACCUCGAGCAAGAUCUGAUGUGGCAUGUCGUGUCCGUGGCUGACUGGCGCAAUCAGCGUGAGAAAAUACUCAAACGGGGUUGGAUUGCACCGUCUUGGUCUUGGGCGUCGACGGGUAGCGGUUGCAAGGUUGGCUUUCCGAUUUUCUCCGGAGCUGAGGUUCUUGAGAAGAAGACACCGGGCAUCGUGGAGUCUGUAAAGAUAAGUUGCCAUCCGUCCGGGACUGACCCGACGGGAUCUGUUUCGUUCGGCCGUCUAGAGGUGGAAUCUAGACGGUUGCCAGUUUUGAUUCAGAGGCCGUGUUCGCGAUGGGAUGUGAAGCGGCGGUGGACCGACCGCGUGUAUGGAAGAUUUCUUCUGUACGCUCGUGAAAAUGAUCGCGAGUGGCAGGAGGACUGUCGACCUUGGACUGGACAAGAGCCUCUCGAGCUUGGGCCUGUCAAGUCUUCACUUUGGGUUGACCCGACGGUUGAGAGAAUGGGAAAGCAGUACAUCCGCAAGGAGGGCGCGGACAAGGAUUACAAGGUCGGCCUGUGUAAGCAUUGCGCCUUCCUCUCUGCUGAAAUUCUGUACAUCAGAGGCAUGAAGACCGACAAGGGCGCGCUUUCGAGUAGGCUUCGGGACUUCUUCUUGGUUGUUACCAAAGAUCCGGAAAGCUCAACGGACAGCUAUGUGCGAGUUGGUAUGCUCGAGAUCAUCAGUGACAAUCGGGAAGAUCGGGAGGAUUGGUUUGAGAGUUAUUGGGAACAGUUGGCUUUGCCUUCAACUAUCAUAGCUAUCUCAUAG